Messenger RNA from Mesorhabditis spiculigera, 336 nucleotides. Lineage: Eukaryota; Metazoa; Nematoda; Chromadorea; Rhabditida; Rhabditidae. The record is from the annotation of a GenBank genome assembly.
AUGAACAAGGCAGCCCACUGCGAGCCGGCCGUCGUCCAGCUGCCAGCUGCCGGCGGAUCCGCCAAGUUCCGCCUCAAGAACCCCGACACCAAGAAGUUCAUCUAUGUGGUGGAGAACAGUGACCCGGGCAACUACACGCUCGGGCUCGACAAGUGCGGCCAGAUGCCGAUGGGCGAGGGGAAGACGGUGGAGGUCAUCAAGAAGCCCGGUGCUCCCGGUGAGGCGAAGGCGACGAUCAAGCUCUUCCCUGCCAUUCCCCCGGGCGCCGACGUCGACCUCGACGAGCACAUCAAGGGCGCUCCCGUCCAGACUUUUGAGGUCAAAUUCGUCACCAAA